Salarias fasciatus (jewelled blenny) is the source of this 4332-nucleotide messenger RNA. It is a transcript of the gene fam184b, whose product is annotated as family with sequence similarity 184 member B. The record is from RefSeq and is a predicted model, not a curated record. The coding region runs from base 327 to 4271 and encodes 1314 amino acids. Lineage: Eukaryota; Metazoa; Chordata; Actinopteri; Blenniiformes; Blenniidae. The transcript has 19 exons.
CACAAUCGGUUGACAGCAGGAAGCGCGUCCCCGAUGGACUUCCAGCGUGUGACCUCCGCGAUCACCGGGCGGACAGCGGGAGGAGAGGGGGGCGACGACCGGAACGCACGAGGAGAGCCCCGCCGAUCGACCAGCGAACGUUCAGCCGCGGAUUCCUCCAGACGCCGUUUCCCGGGAGAGCGCGGGCCGACAGAGGAAUGAGAUGCACGAGUAAACUAAAGUUGAAGCGAUUUCGGUGGGAUUUUUCAUCCGGGAGGCGGCAGGAUCAUUUGUGACUACCCUCCGCUCCGGGAAGUUCCGUUACGGGGGGAGGCGGGGGGUUCAUUAUGGCUUCGGGCGCCGGUAAGGCUGCACAGCCCCCCGGGCCGGGCUCCGCCGUCAACGGGACUGCGGCAGAGUUCCCCAACAUCGAGCAGGAGCUGUACGACUACCAGAUGCACAGCAAGAUGUGCAAGAAGAUCGCUCAGCUCACCAAGGUGAUUUAUUCUCUGAACAUGAAGAACGAGGAGCAGGAGGCCGCCCUGCAGGCCUUGAGUCACGCCCACCACGACGAGCUGCACCGCAUCCUGAUGGAGACGUGCCACGAGGGGGAGGGCUCCGUGCUGAGGACGCGCCUCCUCGAGCUGCAGGAGUCUCUGGACGAGCAGCAGAGGGUCGGGGCACAGGUGCAGGCGGACUUCGAGUGCUUCCGCAUCCAGGCGGAGGAGAGGGAGCGCGAAGCCGAGUCCGAGCUGAGGAAAGAGUUUGAGGAGAAGCUGCGGGCCGCGGAAGAAGAGCUCCGGGAGGCCAGGGCCCACGUCAGCGCCGCCCAGGAGGAGAACCUGAGCCUGAAGGGGGAGCUGGAGGAGGCCAGGGGCCACGUGAUGCAGGCCGACGCCAAGUGCGAGGAGCUGCAGAAGGAGGCCGACCAGGAGAAGCAGAAGAAGGAGGACGAGAGACAGAAAGAGAGGGAGGAGGAGGAGGAGCGGAAAACAGAGCAGCGUGAGGACCUGGAGAGAGUGAAGGCUCUUUCGCAGGAGGUGCAGGCGCUGAAGGAGGAGAGGGAGCGGGCCGAGGAGGAGAAGAGGCGAGCCGUGAGAGAGGAGCGGGAGCUCUGGGAGGAAAAACUGAACGAUCUGAAUGAGGAGAAAGAGGACAUGAGGAAGAAAAUAGAGGCCGAGUGGAGGGAAGAGCGGCAGAGGUGGGAGGAGAGGGAGGAGGAGGAGAAGAAAGGGAUGCACAGCGCUCUCCGGGAGAGGGUGAAGAGGGCCGAGGCAGAGGUCGAAGGUCACCUGGAGCGGCUGGCGGAGAGCAAGAGAAGCACCAUGAAGCUGCAGGAGCGAAUCCAGGACCUGGAGGAGGAGCUGGAGCUGGACCGGAGGCGCGUGUCUGAAGCCGAGGGCAUGGCCAAACGGGCGGAGGAGGAGCUGGCCGUGGCCAAGGAGAGGCUGCUGCUGCAGGAGGACGAGCUGCAGAGCAGAGCAGAGGAGCUGCUGAACCGUGGGGGCUGUGAGGUGUGUGUGUGCGCCGAGCUGGAGGAGCUGAAGAGCCAGGUGAGCCGCCUGCAGAGCAGGAACCGGGAGCUGGAGCUGCAGAGCAGCGGCCGCAAUAGUGACCACGCCCGGCAGAUCCGUCAGCACGCCGAGGCGUUGUCCAGCCUUCGCUCAGAGAUGGUGAGGGCGCAGACGGAGGAGCUGCGCCGCAUCCAGAAGCACGCCGACGACGAGAGAGACAAGCUGCAGAGGGAGAUCGAGAGAGAGCGAGAGAGCCUUCAGAAGGAGAGAGAGCAAGAGAAGGAGCGCUUCGAGAAGGACAGGAACAGAAUGCGCAGAGAAAUGAACGAGGAGAAGGAGGUGCUGCACAAAGAGGUGGAGGAGGCCAGAGAGCGGCUGAGGAGGGAGAAGGAGGAGGAGGUGGAGCGGCAGCGCAAAGAGCUGGAGGUGGAGCGAGUCCGGGUUCGAUCCCAGCUGGACAAGAACAUUGAGCAGGUGGAGGCGGAGCGAGCGAACCUGCAGCAGAAGCUGGAGGAGGAGAAGAAGAGGCUGGGGGAGAAGGCGGAGGAGGACCGGAGGCGGCUGAAGGAGCAGGUGCGGAAGGCGAUCGAGGAGGUGAUGAGGAGGCACGCGGCCGAGCUGAACAGCCUCCAGGAAGCCCUGAGCUCCGAGAAGAAGACCAACCAGGAGGUGUGUGUGCGUUUGGACGAGGAGAGGAGGACGGGUGAGGACAUACGCUGCCGGCUGGAGAAGGAAAGAGACGAGCUGAGGACAAAACUGCAGGACGCCACGAGUGAGAUCUGUCGGUUGGAGUCGGCAGUCCAACAGAAGGACAGGAAGGACAAAGUGCCCCCCGAAGCGGCGCCUCCAUGUGGACCGCAGUGCUCCCGCCUGGAGGAAGACCUUCAUCAGGCCCGGAAUCGACUGGCCCGGAUGCAGGAGGAGGCCGAGAGACAGAGAGACAGGCAGCAGAGAGAGAUCGCCUCCCUGAGAGCCGACAAGCAUCGUCUGGAGGAGAAGGUCCUGGAGCAGAGCCGGCUGAACGCGGAGCGGAGCCUUCUGGAGCAGGGCCAGCGCCACACUGAGGAUCGCAUCAGGGCAGAGUGUGAGGAACGCCUGAGAGCAGAGUUCAGGAUCGAGAUGAACGCCGCCGUGGCAGAGAGCGAACAGAGGUGGCAGAACAAAGAGCAGGAGCUGCAGACCCAGAUGUCUGAGCUGCAGACGGAACUGAACCAGCUCCAGUCUCAGGCGGAGAAGAAGAAGACGGGACAGGGAGACGAUUGCCACGGCAAUCCGGAAAUUGACAGGUUGAGGAAAGAAGUCCAAGACACAAAGGAGAUAAACAAGAAACUGAGGGACUUGCUGCAGGAGCCACAAACCCAGUCUUUAACCGAGGAGAAGCACAACCACGCCAUGGCUCUGCAGGCGCUGGAGCGACAGGCGAAGGAAGAUCUGCUGUCUGAGAGGAACAGGCUUCAGACGAUGCACCACCUGGAGCUAGACAAGCAGCGUGCAGAGUUGACCCAGCAGCACACCGAGUGGAGCCGGCAGAUGACCCAAAGACACAUGCAGCAGAUCGAGGACCUACAGGCUCAACUACAAGCACACACACAGAUGAUGGCUCUGCAGCAGGAUCUGAAGCAGCAGAACCAGUAUCAGGUGUUUGAGCGGCAGCUGGACGAGAGUCGCUGCGCCAUGCUGGAACUGCAGAGAGAAAACGUGGCGCUGAAGAAGCAACUAAAAGAGCGGUCAGUGCAGAAGAACUCCGAAGUGGCAGAGAAGGAAGACGAGAGCACAGAAAUCAGGAAGAAGAGAGACGCACAGCUGGAAGAAGAAGCACAACGUCUGAAGGAGGAGGUGGAGAAACUGCGGGUGGAGAUGGAGAAGCUGGAGGAGUCGCAGAAGCACUGGGAGGAGAGGAAGGACGAGGACAUCAAGGAGGAGGAGGUGGACGAGGAGAAGAGGAAGGAGAGGGAGGAGGAGAAGAGGAGGGAGGAGGUGGAGGAGAUCAAGCGGGAGCACAAGAGGGAGAUGCAGAGCCUGGUGUCGGAGUACAGCAGCGCUCAGACUCACCUGCAGGCGCGAAUCGUGGCCCUGGAGAACGAGCUGCGCGAGCGGGAGGAGCGGUGCCGGAGGAGGGAGCCUCGCUGCGACGACCUUCAGUUAGGGAGACUCCAGGAGAGGCUGACGGAGAGAGACCAGCUCAUCAAGCGAUUAGUGGAGGAGAGGCAUCAGCUGCAGCUCCACCCUCCCUCGGCCGGGGACGACGCCACCCUCAGGCCGCGUGACGCCAAGUCCCGCCCCGGGAGCGUCACGCCGACCAUGAGGAGGAAGGGUGUGGAUUCGCCUCCUCGUGUCACCAGCACGUCCAGCGCCGGUACCUACGACAGGAGCAUCUUCCUGGCCCACUCCUCCUCCUCAUCCUCCUCCUCCGCCUCCGUCCAUCACCACUCCUCCUCCACCCUGCCCCACCCGUCCACGCCCCACCCCCAGACCUCCCCCCACUACUCCACCUCCUCCCUGCCGCACAAGCACACCUCGCUGUCCCUCAGCCAGCAGUCCUCCCCCUCCCUGCCCCGCUCCACCCGGUCCCGGACCGCCUGCUUCCCCCCGACGCCGGCGCCGACUGCCCCCCUCCCCGUCUGCCCCUCCCCCCAGACGGGCAUCCGAUACGUGUCCCCCUCCUGCCAGGACCCACAUGCACACCUGCAGGCCCAAGCAAUCAGGGGCCCAUACCUGGAACCGAGGGGGACUGAAGGGCUGAAGCAGGAGUGGUUCACCAAAUACUUCUCCUUCUGAGCACAAACACACACACACACACACACACACACACACACACACACACACACACACACACACA